GGGAAGUGGAUGGGGCUGGUUUCCUUGACGGGCCACAGACUUUCAUCCAGUCAUCUCGAGGCGCUGCCUGGUGCUCCAUUUGCAGGCACCUGUUCUCAGCUCCACCCGCCCCCUCGAGGCACCUUGCAAGUUGUCCGUGGAGAUGGCACGUCGUUGGGGACUGUACUCAUGUUUCACUGCCCCUCGGGGCACCAGAUGGUGGGGUCUGGCCUCCUCACUUGCUCCUGGAAUGGAAGCAUUGCUGAUUGGUCUUCAGGAAGUCCUGUGUGCAAAGCUGUGCCACCACACGAGACCUUUGGCUUCAAGGUGGCGGUCAUUGCCUCCAUUGUGAGCUGUGCCAUCAUCCUGCUCAUGUCCAUGGCCUUCCUCACCUGCUGCCUCCUCAAGUGCAUGAAGAAGAGCGAGCAGCGGCGUGCCGACAGGGCGGCACAGCUGUGGCACCAGCUGAGAGGUGAAGACCUGGAGACUGUACAGGCCGCCUACCUGGGCCUCAAGGGACACAACCACAACAACAGCAGCAACGCCGGCACUGGCAGUGGUGGCGCUGGUGUCACCGGUGUCGCCAAGCCAGGGAUUCAGCACAGCCAGGCCCACGACAACCACAGCUUUGCCACGGACCCCAGUGACAUCAGAGGGCAGGCUGGUGUGCCCUGCAGCAUGGACAAAGACCCCUGGGCAUUCAGGAUGGGUGCUCCGAGCCCUGGUGGCUCCUCCAGCUCUCUGUGCACCUACGUGAUGGUUCACUCAAUGAACUCUGCAGGGCCUGCCCCUGGAAUGCCCGUGAAGUCCAAAGUGUACCUUCCGGGAUGACCCCACCAGCCAGAGGGUCUGCAUCUCAACACUCGCCCAGCUGGAGAUGGCCCAGGGCAACCACCUCCAGGUACAGGGCACCCUAGGGAGCCCAGCUGAUGUCAAAGGCUGGGUUCAGCCUGUUUUGGAGGAGCCCUCCUCUGUGGCUGUUACAGGACUUGGUUAUUGAACUGCUCUGGAGAUGAAGUCCUGAAGAAGCCAUGCUACAACCGGGGUUCUUUUAAAGAGACUGAGACAUUUUAAGCAGAUAUAGUUUUGCAUAAUAGAAUAUAAAAAUAUUAAUAAAAUACUUUAAUACUUUAAGCUACCUCAUCUUCUGGGGCAUGGACGUGCU
Molecule: messenger RNA, 1144 nt
Organism: Psammomys obesus (fat sand rat)
Lineage: Eukaryota; Metazoa; Chordata; Mammalia; Rodentia; Muridae
Gene: Susd3
Product: sushi domain containing 3
Exons: 5
Coding region: 10-810 (266 amino acids)
Cellular component (GO): plasma membrane
Source: RefSeq, a predicted model, not a curated record